AUGGCGUUCACGUCCGCUCCCCUCAACCGGGUUCCCUCCCGUGUGUUGCCGUACGCGUUGUCUGGGGUGUAUGUACACCCGAAGACCGUGUGUCGGCUGGUCGCCUCGCCUAGGCUGUCGUCAGUCUCGUCUUCGUCUUUGUUUUCCGCGCCGCUUUCCGGUCCGACUUCGCUCUCUUCUCUGUCUUCUUCUGCCUCGCAUCCUGUUACUGCUUUUCCCCGCCACUUUUCCUCCGCGAUUCCGCCGGCCAACUCAGCAGCUUUGGCGGAUCCGCUCCCUGCCACGCCUACACCGCCUGCCGUGUUUGAGUCCCUUUCUUCGUCGACUGCGUCGUCCUCUGGGGCUGUCUCCAGCGCCAAGGAUGCGCGCAAAAAUGUAGAGGAAAUUGCCACCAUGGAACGGUACGAAGCUGCGGUGUACGACGAGAGCCACAAGAAACCGAUCAUCUGCCUCUUUUUCGCGCGCUUUUCGCUUCAGAGCAAAGUUCUUCUUCAGCCGUUCCUCGAUUUCGCCGCGAGUGCCAGCAACAAUGCAACUUUCUUCCUCGUCGACUGCGACCGCGUCCCCAGAGCUGCGUACCAUGCACGGGUAGAGAAUGUCCCAAGCAUCGUCGUGAUGAAGGGCGACGAUGCGUUCCGCCAGACCAUAACCGACGCGGUCGGCGUCAAGACAGCUGGGGAGUUGAUUCAGGAGGCGCGGGGUGCACUCGAACAGGUGGUCCGACUCGAUCAGCUGGAGGGAGGCACGAAGCUGCAGCCAGGAGUCAGUUCGUACACGCACCACAUCGGUGUCGACAAUUUGAAUGUGUAUCGCAAGGGCUGGCCGGUGGCCUAA
Neospora caninum is the source of this 834-nucleotide messenger RNA. Its product is annotated as putative RNA-binding protein. The transcript has 3 exons. Lineage: Eukaryota; Apicomplexa; Conoidasida; Eucoccidiorida; Sarcocystidae. The record is from RefSeq and is a predicted model, not a curated record. Bases 1 to 834 code for a protein of 277 amino acids.